This is a messenger RNA of Sorghum bicolor (sorghum), 2959 nucleotides long. Its product is annotated as G-type lectin S-receptor-like serine/threonine-protein kinase At4g27290. Gene Ontology annotation, biological process: protein phosphorylation; recognition of pollen. The record is from RefSeq and is a predicted model, not a curated record. Bases 145 to 2802 code for a protein of 885 amino acids. Gene Ontology annotation, molecular function: protein serine/threonine kinase activity; ATP binding. Lineage: Eukaryota; Viridiplantae; Streptophyta; Magnoliopsida; Poales; Poaceae. The transcript has 6 exons.
CGCCGAACUCGACGCCUUCGCGCCUCGCGCUCCAUGCUCCGACCGACGACUGCUUAAACAGACGCACAGGCUGCCCAAAGUCGCAGCAGUCCGCGAUUAAAAAUCAACUCUGCCACGACCGACACGUACGUAACCACCGGCACCAUGCGGCGACGACGAUGUCCGCUCCUCGUCGCCGGCGUCCUCCUCCUCGUCCUCCUCCUCCUCCUCGUCCUUCUCCUCCCCACCGCCGUCCGCGGCACCGACACGGUCACGCUGGACUCGCCGCUCAAGGGGAACCGGACGCUGGUGUCCGCGGGGCGCGCCAAGUACGUGCUGGGCUUCUUCGCGCCGGACCCGGACGGCACGGCCGGGCGGACGCCGACGUACCUCGGGAUUUGGUUCAACGGCAUCCCCGACCGGACCGUCGUGUGGGUGGCCAACCGCGAGAGCCCCGUCCUGGGCGGCGUCGACGCCGCCGAGCUCACGGUCCUCGCCAACGGAAGCCUCGCCAUCGUCGUGGACGACGACCAGCCGCCGGGCGCCGUGGUCUGGGCGACGCCGCCAGGCACGACCAGCAGCGGCGGCGGUAACGCCACCGCGUACGCGCAGCUCCUGGAGAACGGCAACCUGGUGCUCCGCGUCCCGGGCGCCGGCGUGGUGUGGCAGAGCUUCGACUACCCGACCGACACGCUCCUUCCCGGCAUGAAGCUCGGCAUCGACUUCCGCACGGGGCUGGACCGGCGCAUGACCUCGUGGCGCGCGGCGGGGGACCCGUCGCCGGGGGACUACACCUUCCGCCUCGACCCGCGGGGGUCCCCGGAGCUCUUCCUGUCCCGCCGGUCGGCGCGGACCUACGGGAGCGGGCCGUGGAACGGGUACCAGUUCACGGGCGUGCCCAACCUCAAGUCCAACAGCCUCCUCACCUUCCGCUUCGUCUCCAACGCCGACGAGGCCUACUACAGCUACGGCGUCGUCGACGGCGCCAGCGCCGCCGUCACGACGCGCUUCGUGCUCAACUCGUCGGGGCAGAUCCAGCGGCUGAUGUGGAUCGACAUGACGCGGUCCUGGAGCGUCUUCUGGUCCUACCCGCUCGACGAGUGCGACGGCUACCGCGCCUGCGGCGCCUACGGCGUCUGCAGCGUCGAGCGCAACCCGGCGUGCGGCUGCGUCCCCGGAUUCGACCCGCGCUUCCCCGCCGAGUGGGCGCUCAGGGACGGCUCCGGUGGGUGCAGGCGACGCACCGAGCUCAACUGCACCGGCGGCGACGGCUUCGCCAUGCUCACCAACAUGAAGCUGCCGGAGUCGGCCAACGCCACGGUGGACAUGUCGCUCGGCCUCGACGAGUGCCGGCGGACCUGCCUCGGGAACUGCGCGUGCCGGGCCUACGCCAGCGCCAAUGUCAGCAGCCCCGGGGCGACGGGAUGCUUCAUGUGGACCGGCGACCUUCUCGACAUGAGGCAGUUUGGCAAUGGCGGACAGAAUCUCUUCGUCCGGCUUGCGGCGUCCGAUCUACCUGUCAGCUCUUCCUCAGCAGACACGGAUGCGCGAACGAAGAGGCUCGUCGAGAUCAUCGUCCCAUCGGUUGCUGCACCGCUGCUGCUCCUAGCUGGACUCUACAUUUGCGCCAUGAAGAUGAAAAAGCGCAGGAAGGAGAAGGAGGCUAUUCCCUUGGCGUUGCUGAGGAACGCGCAGAGGCAGGGCACACCGUUCGGACGAAGGAACCAGAUUGCUGCGUCGACUGAUGUUCAGGACGAUUCCCUGCAUGACGGCCAGCAGGGCAGUAGUAACCAGGACUGCGAUCUGCCGUCGUUCGACGUCGAGACGAUCAAGGGCGCCACGGGCAACUUCUCGGUUCACAACAAGAUCGGCCAGGGCGGAUUCGGCCCCGUCUACAUGGGAAAGCUGGACAAUGGGCAGGACAUCGCCGUGAAGAGGCUGUCGCGGCGGUCCACGCAGGGGCUCCGGGAGUUCAAGAACGAGGUGAAGCUGAUAGCCAAGCUGCAGCACAGGAACCUCGUCAGGCUUCUUGGCUGCUGCAUCGACGGGUCGGAGAGGAUGCUGGUCUACGAGUACAUGCACAACCGGAGCCUCAACACCUUCCUUUUCAAUGAAGAGAAGCAGUCGAUGCUGAGCUGGGAGAAACGGUUCAACAUCAUCAACGGCAUCGCGAGGGGGAUACUGUACCUUCACCAGGAUUCGGCGCUGAGGAUAAUCCACAGGGACCUCAAAGCAAGCAACAUCUUGCUGGACAAGGACAUGAACCCCAAGAUCUCCGACUUCGGCGUCGCCAGGAUUUUCGGCACCGAUCAGACCGCUGCCUACACCAAGAAAGUAGUCGGAACAUAUGGGUACAUGUCUCCUGAAUACGCCAUGGACGGAGUCUUCUCCAUGAAAUCCGACGUGUUCAGCUUCGGCGUCCUGGUGCUGGAGAUCGUCAGCGGGAAGAAGAACAGAGGGUUCUACCACACCGAGCUUGACCUCAACCUCCUCAGAUAUGCGUGGAGGCUGUGGAAGGACGGCGAGAGCCUGGAGUUCAUCGACCACUCCAUCGCGGAGACGUCCAACGCGGCGGAGGUGCUCAAGUGCAUCCAGAUCGGGCUGCUGUGCGUGCAGGAGCAGCCGAAGCGCAGGCCCACCAUGUCGGCGGUGACCACGAUGCUCACCUGCGAGAGCCCCACGCUGCCAGAGCCGUGCGAGCCGGCGUUCAGCACCGGCAGGAACCACAGCGACGACGACGAAGAAGAAGAAGAACCGGAGGUGAAGGCCUGCCGGUCUGACAGCGCCAGCAGCUGGACUGUAACCGUAGUUGAGGGUAGAUAGCGACGGAAGAUGGAAAGCCAUUGAUCGUUUCUGUUGCGAUGUAAAUAGAAUACCGAUAUCAAAUAUUUUAACUUGAACAUAAGUGGGAUUCAAUUAUUUGAGAGACUUUGUUCACUGUCCAGUGUUACGCGGAAACAAAACAAAUCAUCUGCCUGAA